AUGACAUCGACCCCCGCUAUCAGGAUCUCUCAACACCGUCAGUAUUCCAGCCCUCCGUCGUACUGUUCCGCUCUCGGCUCAGCCUCUGCCUGCCCUAUGGGAAUACCUGGAGCUCAAGAACAUGUGCCCCCACCCUUGCCACCCCCGAGUUACAUCCCAGACAUCGCCUCUGGACACGACCCGGGCUGGCAAUGGGGCAACAACCCUGACGAUUCGGAUUUUGGCCGACCAGCCGUGGUGAAGCCUGGAUCAAGUUUACUAGGCGAAGGGAUGGGAUUGUACAGACAAGAGAGGGAGAAAGACGGCAGUGUGACUGCAACAGGCGGCCAAGCGCGGAGAGGGAGCUCUAUAUCCACGGUGACGGCAGGUCGCGAUGUUGACAUGAUCGACGAGGGUAUGAUACCGAGCGACGAGGACAGGCCAUCUCCGAACUAUAGCUUACAGAGCGAGCGGCAACUAGAACGGCGAACGCUGGACGCUUCCUCUAAUGACUAUGACAAACGAUUACUUAGCCGCAUCGGCGGCCCAAACACACCAAAACGGUCCUCAGUUUCUUACUCCGGCGCGGAAGCGGCUCAGAUCGCUCAAGCGGCCCAUGACCGGCGCAACAGCAUUCUCAGACCUCUUUCUCUCCCUGAUGGACGACAAGCACCAUCACUCUCUGUGGGUUCGCCAGUAGGCUCAAGGUGGCCCUCCUCGGCCGCUGUUUCUCCGGGCUCCAACACUUUCUGGGCGGAGCAGGGUGCCUACGAGAAUGGCCGCCCCUCGAUAUCACGCCAUGGCAGCCUUGCAUUCGACGACAGCGUGUCACACCGAAAUAGCAUCGACCAGUCCAUGUUCCUUAACGAGGAGCUCAUGGAAGAUGCACCCAUGAUGAGCCUGAACAUUCACGACCGGAGUCCGUCUGGAUCGGACGAUAUGGAUUCACGAGCAGGUACGAAGCGGCGUGCGCCAUCAUCACCGCGCGAAGGCGAACGGGGAGAGCGGUCGUCCGUGAGCAGUGCUUCUGGCCAGAAUGACCUUUACCACCGGCGUUCAAUACAGCAACUCCCGAAUCGCGACUCACCCGUCUCACGCUUCCACCCGAACCACUCUUCGGUGUCUUCUGCUUCUUCUCACGGGCCAAGACAAGGCUCGCUUGGCUCGUCGCUUGGGCUAGCAAGCAUACCAAGCAGCGCGACAAGCUACGGCUCGUCAGACCGCCUCUCACCCAAUCCCGUGUCACCACCCGCGGACCCUGGUUUUCGGCUCGGGACGCCUUACGCUACCGCUAGCGCCAAACCGACCCCCACCACGCAUCAACGGACUGUGUCAGAGAGCACUCAAGGUGAUGGGCGCACAUCGCCGAGUGACAGCAUGAGCCACUCACGUACAGGCAGUCUGACACAACUACCCGCCGGGUUCAUGUGUGAGUGCUGUCCGAAGAAACCCAAGAAGUUCGACAACCAAGAGGAGCUAAGGCUGCACGAAGCCGAGAAACAAUACACAUGCGCUUACUGUCCAAACCGCUUUAAGAACAAGAACGAAGCCGAGCGCCACCAGAAUUCACUCCACCUGCGGCGCCACUCUUGGUGCUGUGCCGCGCUUUCCGGACCAGAAGCAGCAUUCCACCCGUCGCAGAACAGCAGUGGUACCGACACGUGUGGCUACUGUGGCGACGAGUUCUCUAAUCCACCCCAAUGGGACAUCCGGGCUGAACAUCUCAGCCACAAGCACAAAUUUCAAGAGUGCAACCAAGCCAAGAAAUUCUUCAGGGCCGAUCACUUCAGGCAGCAUUUGAAACAUAGCCACGUCGGGACCAGUGGAAAGUGGACAAACCAGCUAGAGAAUGCAUGUAUGCAAGACGAGCCUCCGCCGGAGAAGCGGGCCAGUCCAGUUACAGUGGAUGGAUUUGGCAGUCAAGCUCCGCCUGCGCUUAUGGUUGCAACCAGUGGCCUCGGCAUGAACCCUCGCAGCAGUCGCAAUACACUGGCGGAGACUCCCAUGGACAGCUAG
This is a messenger RNA of Baudoinia panamericana UAMH 10762, 1995 nucleotides long. RefSeq lists its product as uncharacterized. The transcript is spliced from 3 exons. NCBI's taxonomy places the organism in Eukaryota, Fungi, Ascomycota, Dothideomycetes, Mycosphaerellales, Teratosphaeriaceae. Bases 1 to 1995 code for a protein of 664 amino acids. The record is from RefSeq and is a predicted model, not a curated record.